Molecule: messenger RNA, 2993 nt
Organism: Callorhinchus milii (elephant shark)
Lineage: Eukaryota; Metazoa; Chordata; Chondrichthyes; Chimaeriformes; Callorhinchidae
Gene: elovl4a
Product: ELOVL fatty acid elongase 4a
Exons: 7
Coding region: 93-1013 (306 amino acids)
Biological process (GO): fatty acid elongation, polyunsaturated fatty acid; very long-chain fatty acid biosynthetic process; fatty acid elongation, saturated fatty acid
Cellular component (GO): endoplasmic reticulum; endoplasmic reticulum membrane
Molecular function (GO): fatty acid elongase activity
Source: RefSeq, a predicted model, not a curated record
GGGGCUGGGCCGGGGGCUGGGCCGGGGCUGUCCCGGGAGAGGCGCUGACCUUGUGCUGCAGGUACUCGGGGUGAAUUUUUUUGGAGGCAAUCAUGGAUGCAGUCGUUCAUCUUAUAAACGAUUCCCUGGAAUUCUACCGAUGGGGUCUCACUAUCGCAGACAAACGGGUGGAAAAGUGGACGUUGAUGCAGUCUCCUCUGCCUACAUUGGCAGUGAGCAGUCUGUACCUCCUUUUUGUAUGGCUGGGUCCCAGAUGGAUGAAGAACAGGGAGCCAUUUCAGCUACGUUCACUGCUUAUUUUCUACAACUUUGGAAUGGUUAUACUAAAUUUUUACAUCUUUAAAGAGCUUUUCUUCGCUUCAAGAGCUGCAGGUUACAGUUAUGUAUGCCAGACUGUCAACUAUACAGAGGAUGUGAAUGAAGUCAGGAUAGCGUCAGCCUUGUGGUGGUACUAUGUCUCAAAGGGAGUUGAGUAUAUGGACACAGUGUUUUUCAUCUUGAGGAAGAAAUUUAACCAGGUCAGCUUCCUGCAUGUGUAUCAUCAUUUCACGAUGUUUACCCUGUGGUGGAUUGGAAUCAAAUGGGUCGCAGGAGGUCAAUCUUUCUUUGGUGCCCAUAUGAACUCUAUUAUCCAUGUUGUUAUGUACCUGUACUAUGCGCUAGCAGCUUGUGGACCACAAAUUCAGAAAUACCUGUGGUGGAAACGAUAUUUAACCAUCUUACAACUGGUCCAGUUUCAUGUCACCAUCGGCCACACUGCUUACUCCCUGUACAUUGACUGUCCAUUCCCGAAAUGGAUGCACUGGGCGCUGAUAGCUUAUGCCAUUUCCUUCAUCGUCCUCUUUGCCAACUUCUACUACCAGACCUACAGAGAGCCGAAGACAGAAUCGACCAAGAAUGGAAAACUAGCUGCCAAUGGCAACACAAUGGCUAAUGGAAUAAUCAAAACCGAAAGCAAGCUCAUGGUAGAAAACGGAAAGAAAAAGAAAAAGGGAAAAGCGAAGCGCGAAUAAUGUGUAUAGGCAAGCUUUAAAGUGAAACCCUUGUGUGUUAGUGUUAAAAAGUCAAUAACAGAUGGCUGCAUGUAUUUUCAGCUGGCUUUGAACUAAUUUAUUUUACCUUUUGCCACCUUUGUAAUUUAUGAUAUUGACUUGGUGAAUGGACUGUGCUAUCAUUAUGAUCCAUAUAUCGGUGUCAACAGGAAGUUGCAAAAGCUUAGCUUGGAAAGAAUUUGCUUCCCUUUUACAGAUCAUUGAUUUCAAUUUAAAUGUUAAUGCCUAAGCUUAGGUUUGUUUACAUUACAGUGGAUGCUUGCUAUAAUGCUAUUCUCUUUAACAUUACCUCAGUUAUAAUGCUGCUCUGUUUUUGGCUCCGUUUUCUCCUGUCCAUGACCCAAGCACUACUGUUGCUCUAUCCUAGAUUUUUCAAUUUAGAAAUCUAAGCAUCAAAAGACCACAAGAGAAGUAUUGAUAACGAAGACCCUUCAGGCUACUUAUCCUUAUCCUUUCAGAAUACCAACCGUAUUGUCUUCCCAUUACGGCACUAAGCUAUUUCUCAAACGAGACCAGUGUCCUGGCCUUAACCAAACCUGUUCUAUAUGUAAAUCGCCCUUUAUGUGACAAAAUACAUUUUAGUGCGUGUCCUAUAAUUGACCUUCAAAAUUCUGGACCUGUGCCUCCUCGCCCUGCUGCUUGGUAUAACUUAAUUAAUAUUUUGGGAGUUUUUCAAUCUGGUUCAGCAUCCGAUUACUCUAAGAUGUUUCUUAAACUAAAGAGCUCUAAUUUAUCUAAUCACUGCUUGUAGCUCUUAUAGCUCCGAACAUCCCCCUGACCCUGGGCACUCAGCUUUGUUGUUAUCUUCUGCAUUACCUCUAGGCAGACCCUUACCACACAAAAAACACAACUAAAUGGAGUAGUUAGUGCUGCAAAACCAACGUUGAGUCUUUAAUGGGAACUGGUUUGCAAUAUUUUUAAUGGGAUCCCUUGAAAUUGGCACGACAUCACACUAUCUAACAGAACCUAUUCUGUCUACUUCUGGACAGGUUGAUAGGAAUUCUUACAAAUCAUGUUAAGGAAUAUCAUAAAUUAGACCCCUGUGUGGCUUGUACAGUCAUUUCAAUUUCUUUAGUUAGACAAAAGGGUAGUUUUAAAAUAAAUCCAGGUAACACAUAUUCAGGAGGCAGCAAAAAUUAAAAGGAUAAAAUAAAUAGUUCUGUGACCAGAUGAACUAAUAUAUAGGCAAUGGUGCCUAUUUACAGAGCUCAUUGAAACAGCUGGACAAUGUGGCCCAUGUCUCCUUGCCUACAGUGCCCGGUCACUACUCAGAUAUUUAUGAAAGUCACAAUUCUGGCGUUUAGCAUUUCAGUUUAUUUUUUAAUACAAUAAUAAACCUAUCAGCAUACUUGAAAUGCUAUGCCAUUAGUCUUGAUAUUGUUAGUGACUCACAUCAUUGCAACUUAUCCCUUUAUCAUAAACUAUUUUUGAAGUCCAGAAAGUGAUGAGGUGCUUAUGAAGCAACUUGGUGUUCAUUACUUCUGAUAUGUGGCCUUAUACCAAAAUAGUAAUAUGUAUUAACAUUACUUACUGACAUUUAAAAGCAUAAAGGGGAGAGGUUGGAAGGAAUUUUCUUGGCGCCCAAAGGGUUAGGAGGAAAUUAAAUAGAUUAAUAUAAGUGUCUAUUGAAGCGUAGUCAAUUAUGACAUAUGAGGAAAUUUGAUGAUCACUUGAGCAAUAAGACUAUAGAGGAAUAUGGAGAAGGUGCAAUUCAAAGGGAGAAUGGGGAAAAAAUCUAGCACAGCACAAGCAUGAUGGGCCUAAUGGCCUCCUGUGUUAAUAUUUCUAGGAUUAAAAUUUUCAACUCAAAAUUUAAUUGAUCCUAAAUGUGAUGUGUAUUUUGUUUUGUUUUCCUUGUCCCCAAAUUUUCUUUCCUGAGUUAGUGAUAUUGGCCUUCUAUAAUAAUAAUAAUAAUAAUAAUCCUUGCAUUUGAUAUAGCGC